Molecule: messenger RNA, 2410 nt
Organism: Caenorhabditis auriculariae
Lineage: Eukaryota; Metazoa; Nematoda; Chromadorea; Rhabditida; Rhabditidae
Source: the annotation of a GenBank genome assembly
AUGUUUGCAAUAAAUCGAACUUGUUUUGUGAUUAGCCGAUCAACGCCAACUGUUGCGGCGCAGUUGGGCGUUUUAUCUUCCACAAAUGCGUCAACUUCCAAACAAAAUGUGGCAAAAGGUGUGUUUUUCUAGAGGAAUGAAAUUACAUUUCUGUUGGAAAUUUUCAGCACAAUCGAGGAUUAUUCACACUAGUAUACCGGCUUUGAAAGAAGAUUACUACAAAACUUUGGGUGUUGGAAAAGACGCGGACUCGAAAUCCAUCAAGAAAGCUUAUUUUCAGGUUUUCAAAAAAAGUGUUUAUUUGAAGUAAAGUGAAAGUUUCCAGCUUGCUAAAAAGUACCAUCCGGACGUGAAUAAAACGAAAGAAGCUCAGGAAAAGUUUCAAGAGAUUUCUGAAGCUUAUGAGGUUUGUGAAACGAUUUUUUUGCGGGAAAAAAGUUAAACUUUAGGUUUUGAGUGAUGAUACUAAAAGACAACAGUAUGACGCUUAUGGGACAGCUGGGACCGAAUGCUGCAGGUUUUUUUAAUUUAUAAAAAAAUGAAAGAGACAUAAAUUGCGUUUAAGGAGGACCUGGAGGCGGCGCCGGAGGUUUCAACUUCCAUGGAAAUGUCGAUGUUAAUGAGAUUUUCCGGAGAGCUUUUGGCGGCGGUGGACCGGUUUGUUGAUUAUUUUGAAAGUAGGGUCAAACUUUUAAAAAGUAUUAAAAACUUUGAAAACUGAAUCUAAAAAUAUGAGGGAGGUUUCAAUUGGGACAAUUUCGCCGACAGUUCCUAUGGCCAUGCGGCCGCCCAGGAAAUGAUCAUGGAUAUUUCUUUUGAAGACGCCGUCAGAGGUUUUUUCGAAGCUGAUUUCAUGGAUAACCAUGGAAAAAGAGUUUCAGGAGCCACGAAAAAUGUCUACGUAAAUGUUGUUGAAGAUUGCAUGACGUGCCAUGGAACUCAAGUUCAGCCGGGAUAUAAAAAGGUUUCAAAAUUUAUUUUGAAUGAUACUAGACCACAGUUAGAAAGAAAAUCGAUACAAUUCUUCUUUAAAUAUUUUUUUACCCAAUUUUCUGUUCAUUUUUGUGUUUAAAUUUGCGAAGCCUUUCAAAAGGAAGGGUUAUUUUUUUUUCCUCAAAAGUUCUGAGAAGAUUUUUUUAGAUGAUAUUUCGUCCUUUUGGUGUUUUAUCAGUUCAACAUAGUUAUUUUUAUACAGGCUGAUCUAUUUCGAUUCGAAUUUUUUUCGUGCGUCAAAUUCUCUUUUUACCUUAAUUUUCCCUUGUUCUCAGUUCCUUCUUUUCAAUUCCUUCAUUUUUCGUUCGUAUUUAAAGUUGCUCUUUUAGUUUUUCAACGGACUAUUUUAUCUAAUUUGAAGUUUCUCAUCGAAUCCUUGACAUUUUCCAGACAACUUGCCCAUAUUGCAACGGUACGGGAGCCGUUAGUCAACGACUCCAAGGAGGAUUUUUCUAUUCGGCCUCUUGUCAAAGGUGUCGGGGGACUGGUCAUUAUAACAAGGUAGGAAAAUUCUCUGUUUAGUGGCCACUUCAGUAGUUUUCCAUCCAAUAUUCUCCCAGUAAAUAAUUUUAAAACAAACAGGUUACCAGUUAUGUUGAUCCAUUGACCCCUAAAGUGGCCACUAAAAUUUUUUAGUGGUCUAGUAGUAGCACUUAGACCUCUAUAGUGGCCACUAAAUUCAACCCCUUAAGUGGCCACUAAUUUGACUACUAUAGUGGCCACUAAAAAAAUUUUACCAGUGUCAGAAAAAUUUAGUCAAAAAGUUUAUACUUUCAAUUUUUUUACAGAACCCUUGCCAGGAAUGCGAAGGACAAGGCCAAACAGUUCAAAGACGACAAGUUUCUUUCAAUGUCCCAGCUGGAACGAACAACGGCGACAGCUUGAAGUUCCAAGUUGGAAAGGUGUGUAAGCUAAAAUGAAAUAGAAAGAUGAGCAGAAAAAAAAAUUGGUUUUUCUUGGAUUUUUUGAUAUAUUUUUGAACUGCGCCUUUCGCUGGUGAAAAAAAUUAUUUAUUCUUUAAAAUUAUCAAAAAAAUAUAUCCAAAAAUGCGUACUCGAAAAAGUGAAAAAUAAUUUGAGAAGGUUCAAUAGUUUUUUUAUUAUUUUUGAGCCAUUUUUAAGAAUUUUUUUCUGAUAUUCAGAACCAUUUUUUUAGCUGCUCGGAGAUGUUGUUAUAUAGUAAAGGUGCGGAUUUAUUGAGACUCAAAGAAGAUUUUUAGAAUCAAGUGUACGUCCGGUUCAAUGUCGCUCCGUCGCUAAAGUUCCGAAGAGAGAAGGACGAUAUUCACUGCGACGUCGAGAUUUCCCUGGCCCAGGCGGUCCUCGGAGGAACUGUCAAAGUGCCCGGAAUCAAUGAGGACACUUAUAUCCAAAUCCCUGCCGGCACUUCUAGCCACACUAAAAUGAGGUGUGUCUAG